Messenger RNA from Meloidogyne enterolobii, 518 nucleotides. The record is from the annotation of a GenBank genome assembly. NCBI's taxonomy places the organism in Eukaryota, Metazoa, Nematoda, Chromadorea, Rhabditida, Meloidogynidae.
GGAAUCAGAUCAGUAUGAGCUUUGAAUACAAAAAAAUAAAACUCACGCGGGCGGCUUUGCAGCUGAUUUUGCCGAUGGUGGCCCUUUUAGCGAUGCUCCUUCUUCCGGUGGUGGUUUCAUCUCUGUACCUGGAGCCUUCUUCUUCUUCUUGCAGCAUUGCGCGGCGAGCAUGGUUGCAACGAAGAACAUCACCAGAUAUUGACAGCCGAACACGAGCAUGCGGAUUGCCUCUGGAGAUAACGAAGAUAUGUCCAUCGUGCAGCAAUCGAAGAUACGAGUUUUGUGACGAAGUAGUUAUGUGUUGUUGGUAGAAGUAUUACAGAAAGCUGAGCUUUUAUACUACCGUAUUGUGAGGGGGCUUUUAUAUCAUGCCCCUUUGAGUGACCUUGACGAGAGUUGAGGGACGAGGGUUAGGGUGAGAGUAAUUAGAGAAGUGAGGGUUAUUGGUCGUUAAAGAGAGAGUUAUGGGUCGUACCGUACUGAAUUCGAAUGGUAGGAAAAAGAGCUGUAUUUCAUCC